This is a messenger RNA of Umbelopsis ramanniana AG, 1854 nucleotides long. RefSeq lists its product as uncharacterized. Gene Ontology annotation, biological process: DNA-templated DNA replication. The record is from RefSeq and is a predicted model, not a curated record. The transcript is spliced from 11 exons. The coding region runs from base 30 to 1784 and encodes 584 amino acids. Lineage: Eukaryota; Fungi; Mucoromycota; Umbelopsidomycetes; Umbelopsidales; Umbelopsidaceae. Gene Ontology annotation, molecular function: chromatin binding.
UUCACAGUUUCCAACGCGAAAACUACGCGAUGACUCAAUCUACGAACAUUGUGGCUAAUCCUCUACUUGUGUUGGAGAAUCUUUUUGAACUAUCUAUUUCAAAAGGUGAUCGCCCAACCGAAUUCGAUGCGUCUAAAUAUCUUGAGGAUAUGUUGCAAUCAGAUCUAGAUCUUGCAAAGAUCCCCUCUUUAAACUUGAGCAAUCCCGCAACUUUACCAGUGGAUAGUCUUGUUCGUUUCCGAUGCAUGGUACAGGAUUCCAAUCUUGGACCUGAAAUAUUUUUGAAGUUGCAUGAAGUUUUCAAUGCCACCACUGGAGAAAAGCAACUUCGAAGUACAAAGUACUGUGACGCGGAUGUUAGCGCUAUUGAUCAGUUCAAUGAAGGUCGCAUUCCAAACGAGUGGCUGGAUGAGCGCUCGGUGUUGUAUUGUGUCAGUCCACCGGGAGAAUCACUCUGGAUGAAGCAACAAGAUCAUCCAAGCGUCGACCAGCAAUUGGAAAAUAUGACACUUGGCGAAGUUAAUUACCCCGAAAGUGAUUCUCAUGCUACAAAUAAGUUUCCCCUUCCUGGCAUCCCUCACUCUGACGCGGUUGUAAAAUUGUAUGGAGCUGACAGAAACAUUGAGGUUGGAAGUCGAAUUGAGGUCAUUGGAAUAUUAAGCAAACCCAGUCAUAGUGGCGCGUCAGAGGAUUCAAUAGAUGACUUCGACCUACCUAAAGCAUCUUUCCCCAAUACCCCCGUCAUCCAUGGUAUAUAUUGCAGAAAAGUGAACAGCAUCGACAUUCUACCAGUUUCAAAAGAUGAAAUCAGUGCGGCUAAGCAACAAGCAUGUGAUUUAAGAGCACAGUUAUUAGAAUACCUUGGAAACGCUUUCGGAGGCGAUGUCAUGGUUGCCGAAUAUGUUCUUUUACAACUGCUUUCUCGCGUAACUUCAAAACGUGGCGCAUUUGCACUAGGACAGUUUUCCGUUAACGUCACAGAGUUUCCUUCAGAAACUUCGGCAGAAUCGGCUCAAAAUGGAAAUUCCAUCCAGAGUAAAUUUUUAUCGGCAAACUCAUCCACCAGACACAUCUCCAGCAUUUUGCAGAAGCUCCUCCCAGCAUUUGUGGAACUUCCUCUGUCCCUAGACGUCUUGAACACCACUAAUUUCUAUCCAAGAUCCAACGAUGAAAAUUUACACGCAGGAGUACUUCAAUUGCUUGAUGGAACGACUGUUUUAGUGGACGAAACAAUGCUAAAGGAGGGAACGUUAAAGGAACAAGGCGUAAAGAAUAUGCGAGCUUUGAACAAGGUCAUCCAGCAACAAGUCCUUGGAUAUGCCUAUCCCUUCCAUGAAUUUGAUUUAAGUACUGAUAUAGGAUUCAUCGUUUUAUCUCGAGCCAAGUCAAUGUUCCCGUGUCAUUGCGUCGUCCCACUUUCCCAGUCUGCGGGCUUGCCGCUGCUGGCUUCAGAUGACAAUGGGUCGCUGAAAGUUGCUGAGAAUGUACUCAGCAGUUUCCGAAAAUACAUUCAUAUACUUAAAUAUUCAGAUUAUGAUAUUCCGCAAGCAGUUUCCGAGCAUAUACAAGAACGUUUCGUGGAAACAAGAAAGCAAGCCGCUAGCGAAUCUCUUCCAUUACCCACCCAAGACGAUCUUAUGCUACAAUUGAAUCUGGCAAGAUUAGUUGCAUUAUCUUUUGGAUCCAACGAGUUGACCCAGGAGUUUUUCGAUUACACAAUCAAUCUUGAAAAAAUGAGAGUGAGCAGAUUGGAACCCAAUAGUACGACUGAGCCACAGAAAUAGAAAGAAGAAACGUCUGUAAAUAGAUUUUCGUGUUCCUUCAAAAGCAUAAAAUUAGUGUAAAAAAAUAAUA